This is a messenger RNA of Prunus mume (Japanese apricot), 1889 nucleotides long. Its product is annotated as RING/U-box superfamily protein. The record is from RefSeq and is a predicted model, not a curated record. Lineage: Eukaryota; Viridiplantae; Streptophyta; Magnoliopsida; Rosales; Rosaceae. Gene Ontology annotation, molecular function: zinc ion binding.
GCAAUGGAGCAAAAAAGCUGACGUUAUAUUUUUUUUUUUAUCUCGAGAAAACUGAAAAUCUGAGAGAAAAAUAGAAGACAUGGGAAGAAAGUAAGCUCUAAAGCUGGUCGCCUGACUGUGAUACUCAUUGCAUCUUAUAUUAUCGGCUUACAUAUGAAUAGAAAUAAAUUAUUUGAAUCAUUUAGCUUCAGACAGUGUUGAAAGUAAAGGAGGAGGAGGAUUUGUAGAUAAAGUGAAAGUUAAGUAUAAUCUAUGCAUCCUCACCUUCCAAUUUGGUUGGCGGACUUAGAUGGAUGUUCCCUCUCCAGAACCAAAUAGUGAUGCUCAAAGUGACCAAUUUCCUUUGCUAUUAGAGCAGAUGGAAAGCCCUAAUGAUCAUGUGCACAUAAUUGAUGUAACAAGGAAUCGUGAUACUUCAGCAAGUUCAUCUAGUGAUGACCAACCUCCUAGAGUGGACUUGCCUCAGCAUGAAGACAGACCAUUGGCUAGUACACAUGCCCCCACCUAUCAAGCUGCUUCAUCCUCAAACAGAUUAAAUUCUAGGAAUUCGUCAUUUAUGAGGAGAGGUGAUGGGUACAGUCGUCGCCGAAGAAGCCCUUUGAAUUCAGGGUUAUGGAUUUCUGUUGAGCUUGUUGUCACUGUGAGUCAGAUUAUAGCAUCUAUUGUUGUUUUGUCAUUGUCAACAAAUGAAAAUCCACAAGCCCCUUUGUUUGCAUGGGUUGUGGGUUAUGCAUCAGGUUGUGUUGCAACACUUCCUAUUCUUUACUGGAGGUUCCGUAACCGCAACAGAGGUGCUGAGCAAGAAUCCAUUCAAUCGCAUCAAGGGUCUUCUGAAAGCAAUCUUCCUGAACCAAUGUCUUAUACAGCUAUUUCAAUUUCUCAAGCGUCUGAUGAAGAAAACAAUCGCACCUCAGAAACAGUCACAAAUAACCCUCAAAUUGCAGGACCCUUAAGUGCAAGACUUAAUGGGUUAGUGGAUCAUUUCAAGAUGGCCUUAGAUUGCUUUUUUGCAGUCUGGUUUGUGGUAGGCAAUGUGUGGAUUUUUGGAGGUCACUCUUCUCCCUCUGAUGCUCCAAAAUUGUACAGGUUAUGCAUAGUGUUCCUAACCUUUAGUUGUAUCGGAUAUGCCAUGCCAUUCAUACUAUGUGCAACAAUUUGUUGCUGCCUGCCCUGCAUCAUCUCUGUCCUGGGAUUUCGAGGGGAUUUUUCUCAGACUAGAGGAGCCACUGCGGAAUCAAUUAAUGCUCUCCCAACCUACAAAUUCAAGUUAAAGGAAAAUGAGACCAAUAAUGAUCACGAGUGCAACCUGGAUAGUGAAGGUGGGCUCUUGGCUGCAGGGACAGAAAAGGAGCGCGCAAUAUCAGGAGAAGAUGCGGUUUGUUGUAUUUGCUUGGCAAAGUAUGCAGAUGAGGAUGAGCUAAGAGAGCUACCAUGUUUACAUGUCUUUCACGUGGAGUGCGUUGACAAAUGGUUGAAAAUCAAUGCAUCGUGUCCCCUCUGUAAAAGUGAGGUUGGAGAGAGCAGCAGUGCCUCACCAUUGGCCAGAGACUCGGACCAGCAGUAGAGUGAGGGAGAUGGGCUCAGCUGAUGACAUUGUAUACGAAAGCACAGGCUUUAUUCUGAAUUCUCAAAUGGUCAAACCCCAAUUGGGUGUUCGUCGAAGUGCAAAAAAUUCCAUAUUGUUUCACAGAAGAGCCUUUGACGAGUCUCUUGUCUCAGGUUCUGUCAUGGGGACACGCGGUUCAGUAUAUCUGUAAAUUUCAUAUGUACUAUUCAAAUAUACAGGUGAGUUUUGUGCCUUGUCCUGUACUCUUUUUGUUUGGUGGGCACAUUCAUGGAGCCCUUGCUAUGGAAGGAAAAAAUGAUAAACAUGUCUCAUGUCCAAACUA